CUUGAUGGCUUGAUUUUGUUCUUGAUUCCAACUGGUUACAUCUCCUUUAUGUUUCGAAUCCAGAAGGUUUGGAAGAUUUUCUAAGAAUCGAGAGAGAGAGAGAGAAUGGGACGUGGAGUUAGUGCGGGUGGAGGGCAGAGCUCGUUGGGGUAUCUAUUUGGAAGAGAUAGGCCAUCGACCAAGGUUCAUGCGGUCCCUGGGGGCGGUUCGUCGCUUGGAUACCUCUUCGGUGGGGGUAGCAACUGAGCCACCGAACCACUGAGUCACUGAGCCAAUUCAUUGCUUACCUUUCCUAUCGUAUCCUCUCCCUCUUAUGUGAAGAAAGCCCUUUGUCUGUUAUUCUUGCGGAAACUGUUUUGUUUGUAAUGUCUGUAAGCCGAUGAUGUUUUGUAUGGUAAACCAAACACACACACACAAAAAAAAAAAAACUAUGUUGAAAAUCAUUGCCAUUAUGCAAUUGUUAAGUUAUGUUGAGAUU
Messenger RNA from Tarenaya hassleriana, 478 nucleotides. Its product is annotated as protein SPIRAL1-like 2. Gene Ontology annotation, biological process: cortical microtubule organization. Bases 106 to 246 code for a protein of 46 amino acids. Lineage: Eukaryota; Viridiplantae; Streptophyta; Magnoliopsida; Brassicales; Cleomaceae. The record is from RefSeq and is a predicted model, not a curated record. Gene Ontology annotation, cellular component: cortical microtubule, transverse to long axis. The transcript has 2 exons.